AUGAUGGAUGCAGCCACCGGCCAGGAAGCAGAGUCCGAGGACUUAGCCCAGCGGAUGUUAAUUCUAAGCGUGACAUCCAUCCAUACCACAACUUUAAGCAUGACUCAAGCUACCUACGAUCUCUGUACACAUCCACAAUACCUCGAGCCCCUUCGAGCUGCGGUGGUAGAUGUGCUACGUGCCGAUGGCGGCGGGGGCAAGUUGACGGUCAAUCACUUGCGCAAGAUGGAUAGUUUACUGAAAGGGUCGCAGCGUUUUAAUCCCAUGUUUCUGCUGACCUUCAACCGAAUUCUCCCAAAAUCAAUAACCCUCUCCAACGGAAUAUCCGUCCCAGUCGGCUCACGCAUCGCGGUCCCAUCCAACGCCAUGUUGAACGAUCCCUCUAGAGUGCCAGGCGAUGCGCCAGCUUCCUUCGACGCCUCCCGCUACUCACGGCUGUGCGAGCAACCUGAGAAUUCCCAACGACAGCUCUUCGUCAUGACCGACUAUAACAAUCUGGUAUUUGCAUGUCCUGGCCGAUUUUAUCCUGCUAAUGAAAUGAAGAUGAUGCUGGCGCCUAUACUCAUAUACUACGAUAUGAGGUUCCCUGAUGGGUGCGGUAGGUCUAGGAACUUCACUAUUGACUCGGAUAUGUGUCCUGAUCCUGCUACGCGGUUGCUUAUUAGGAAACGGUCUGGGGUUGAGGAAGGUAUGGAUGAGCUUUUGACGUUUAACGUCUUAUGA
Messenger RNA from Aspergillus luchuensis, 723 nucleotides. RefSeq names its product cytochrome P450. The record is from RefSeq and is a predicted model, not a curated record. Gene Ontology annotation, molecular function: iron ion binding; heme binding; monooxygenase activity. Bases 1 to 723 code for a protein of 240 amino acids. NCBI's taxonomy places the organism in Eukaryota, Fungi, Ascomycota, Eurotiomycetes, Eurotiales, Aspergillaceae. The transcript is spliced from 3 exons.